CGUUAGCGUGAAAAUCACCCGAACCUUUUGUUUACAUCCGGUCUAUCUCUUAUCUGAAUAUACUGUACAACUGAACCGAUGUACGAGGGAUGUCUUUUAAGUUUUGCAUAUGGAAAUAAAACAACACGGUAGGUAGUUUUAAAUGACUUUAUUGUUUUUCGAAGUAUUCUCCACGAAGAUUAAUACACAUCUGCAUGCAAACGGCAUUUUUGAAUGCGUCAACUGCUUCUUCUGGUGACUGGAACCUUUGACCACUCAGUCUAAAUCGUUAGGACUUAGGUCGGGACUAUAUGGAGGAUGGUCCAAUAAUUCCACGUUUUCUUCCGUUAAAUACUGCCUUGUUUUUUGGGCUGUGUGCGAGCUUGCAUUGUCUUGGUGGAGGAUGAUUC
Molecule: messenger RNA, 389 nt
Organism: Acanthoscelides obtectus
Lineage: Eukaryota; Metazoa; Arthropoda; Insecta; Coleoptera; Chrysomelidae
Source: the annotation of a GenBank genome assembly